This is a messenger RNA of Iphiclides podalirius (scarce swallowtail), 498 nucleotides long. Lineage: Eukaryota; Metazoa; Arthropoda; Insecta; Lepidoptera; Papilionidae. The record is from the annotation of a GenBank genome assembly.
AUGUGCAAAAAAUAUAUCUUUCCUGUAAAGUUAAAAUUAAUACUUAAGGAAGCUUCUAAAGAUAUUUUUUUUCGUAAAGUAACACAGCCACUUCUAAAAACUAUUAAAGAGCUCCAAUCAAUUGAAAAAGAGUUACGUCAUUCAUUAAAGGAAAAAGAUGAAGAAAUAGAAAAAUAUAAGGAAGAGGGUGCUAAGAUUAGAAAGCACUGGAGGACAAUAACUUUUAAUGAGGAGGAGUAUUUAAAAAAGAUUCAAGAAAAUGGUGCCAUAUGUAAGGAUAUUCCUGCGAGUCUGUUAGAGAUAAAAGAAGAAAAAACAAAUAGUUGUGAUGUGAAUCACAAAUCUGCUGAUAUAAAUAAAAACCCCAUAAAAGAAGAACCACAAACAUCUGAUAUAAUCACAAUACCUACAAUAGAAAUUAAACAAGAAAUUAAAAGAGAAGCAUCACAAAGCAGUUCCAUCAAUCUAGUAAGAAAGAAGCAAAAGAAAUUAAAUUUA